AUGCCUGCGGUUCUAGAAGAUUAUCAAAAGAAUUUCCUCGAUUUGGCUGUGGAAAGUCAAGCUUUGAGAUUUGGGUCUUUCACGCUGAAAUCCGGCAGAAAGUCGCCAUAUUUCUUCAAUCUGGGGUUGUUCAACACUGGCAAACUGCUCUCGAACUUGGCUACCGCGUACGCGAUUGCGAUCAUUCAAUCGGAUUUGAAGUUCGAUGUGAUCUUCGGCCCAGCUUACAAGGGGAUUCCGCUAGCGGCGAUCGUGUGCGUCAAGUUGGCAGAAAUUGGCGGCUCGAAGUUCCAGGAUAUCCAGUAUGCUUUCAACAGGAAGGAGGCCAAGGACCACGGUGAAGGUGGUAACAUCGUUGGUGCUUCCCUUGAAGGCAAGAGGAUCUUGAUCAUCGAUGACGUGAUGACCGCGGGUACGGCGAUCAACGAGGCGUUCCAGAUCAUUGCGCAGGCCAACGGCCAGGUCGUCGGAUCCAUCAUCGCAUUGGACAGGCAGGAGGUGGUCAGUACCGAUGACCGGGAGGGUCUGAGCGCCACGCAGUCGGUUAGCAAAAGAUACGGCAUCCCAGUGCUGAACAUUGUCUCUUUGACUCACAUCAUUAAUUACUUGGAUGGCAGAAUUUCACCUGAAGAGAAGAAGGAGAUCGAGCAGUAUCGCCAAACCUACGGUGUGCUAUGA
Torulaspora globosa is the source of this 678-nucleotide messenger RNA. RefSeq lists its product as uncharacterized. Gene Ontology annotation, molecular function: orotate phosphoribosyltransferase activity. The record is from RefSeq and is a predicted model, not a curated record. Lineage: Eukaryota; Fungi; Ascomycota; Saccharomycetes; Saccharomycetales; Saccharomycetaceae. The transcript has a single exon. Gene Ontology annotation, biological process: pyrimidine nucleotide biosynthetic process; 'de novo' pyrimidine nucleobase biosynthetic process; pyrimidine ribonucleoside biosynthetic process. The coding region runs from base 1 to 678 and encodes 225 amino acids. Gene Ontology annotation, cellular component: cytoplasm.